Messenger RNA from Gadus macrocephalus (Pacific cod), 2584 nucleotides. RefSeq lists its product as uncharacterized. NCBI's taxonomy places the organism in Eukaryota, Metazoa, Chordata, Actinopteri, Gadiformes, Gadidae. The transcript is spliced from 8 exons. The record is from RefSeq and is a predicted model, not a curated record. Bases 69 to 1778 code for a protein of 569 amino acids.
UAGUGCUUGUGUUUGUUUUACAGAUCACCAAGAAGCUGGCCGGCGGGAUCGGGGACAGUGCUGCAUGGAUGUCCAAUAUCGGAAACGAGUUAGGCCAGGUCCUGAACUCUGUUCUGACGUCGGGUGAAGGUGCAGGGUUGGAAGAGUUGUGCCAAGGCGUCGUCACUCGGUACAAGAAUGCAGGCCAAGCUGAACCUGAGGCCAUCUAUGUCGACCGAGACUGCUGCAGCCAGUCAGGCGUGUCUUCAGUGGCUAAGCUGUUUCACCCAUGGCAAACUGCAGUGCGCUUGGACAGCUUCCACUUCAUGAGGCGCUUUAACUGCGGCCUCACAACAGAACACCACCCUCUGUAUGGCAUCUUUUGUGCCAAGCUUUCCUCCUGCAUUUUUGUAUGGGACCAGGAGGAUGUGCAACGCCUGAAGGAGGCCAAGAGAGAAGAGUGGAAGAGCAGCCACAGCGGGCAUACUCCCACUGAGGAGCAGCUCAUGGCCGCCAUCAGUCCAGGCGAGCUGAAGAGGCACUGCAGGAGGAGGACCCGUGGAGUGGAGGAGAUGCGGGGCAUGAUCUCAGGGCUGCUGGAAUCAGUGUGGGAGCUGACGGACACCACAGGGCUGCGUCUGGUGAGCCAUGACAGCAUGCGCCAUGUCUGGGAAGUGCAGCAGAAGCACCUGGAGUGCCUCCAAGACCCUGCAGGUGUGGCACUCUACACGAAGGUGGGGACACUCCAGAAGGGCGGCAAAGAGCUGGACGUCCUAAGGUGUGGUAGGGGGUCCUCCUCCCUGGAGAGUUUUCACAGACACCAGUGCGCUUUUAUUCCAGGCUGGCGGUGCAAUGCUGUUCAUACACAGAUGUACAUGCUGGAGGGAGUAUCGAGGUGGAACAUGGGCCGGGCCAAGGAGGCAGUAGAUGUGGAGGGGGCCUCAACGCUCAGAAGCUUCGAUGUCCGCUUGAUGUCCCACCUCAGCAACUUAAGCCAGCGCGUUCUUGGUUCCACUCUGGUGCCAGAGUUCACUCCACCCGGGAAACCUACUAGCGAGCGCAUAGCAGUGGAGUAUUUAUUGGCCCAGACCAACAGAGCCCUUCUGGCUCCAAAUCAGGUCCCUGAGGUCCCCUCGCAGGUACUUGAGGAGGAGGAUGAGCCGGAUGACACCAUCAGCAUCACUGACAUUCUGUGCCAGUCAGCUGCGAUAGGGGCUGGUGAUCCUCCAGGUGCUGUGGUGGGUGACACUGAACCCGGACCCCUCGUCACACAGACCAGCCAAUGUGACUCAAGGGGCGUUGUGGGAUGGGAUGCGGUUGAUAACCUGGCAGGCUACCUAGUUGGCUUGAAUCGCACCAUCACUGCCUUGCAAUUGAAGGAGGAAGCGGACAUAGUCCAGCUAUAUACAGCUCUCCAUGACAUGGACAAGAAGCAUUCAAGCUACACCCAGAAGGCUAGAAAGAAAGGACAGGCAUCAGGAGGACCGUGGAGAGCACCGAGGAGGCCGAGUGGCUCUGCUCCUGGACAGCAGGCGGCAGAGAGACUAUACAUGACUCACGGCCAAGCAGCCCAGGAUCCAGAACACCACAGGGUCAGUGAGUGUGUCUGCCUCAGACUGGCCAAGGAGUUCGAGCAGUCCCGCAACAGGCCCAAGGACACGAGGGGGAAAACCCUGCCCAUCCCUCAGUCAAUUGUGAGCAUUUACAGCCACAUUAGACAGCUGCUGGAGGACAGUGGUCCAGACGGCGCUGGCUCUGGUGCCGGUGAACAACACCACAGUCUCUGCAUGGCUGCUUAGGAGGGACAAGAGGAAGGACAGGAACAUGCUGCUGCAGGGCAAUGUUCUCCCUCAACAGCUAUACCUGGCCAAGGAGCCUCUCCCUUCAACAAACACUCUCCCGGCUGCCCCUGUGCAACAUGCACAUGAGAUGACAUUUGAGGAGCCCGAAAACCGUGAGGGGGAAGCUUUCCCCCGCCAGCGCACUCUAGCGGCAAACAAGCCUACUGUCAUCUCUCCGCCACCUCCACCUCCUCAGUUCCAUCCACAAUUUGGGCCAGCUCCUCCUUUUUCAUAUGCUCCCCCAUUUCCCCACUUUCCAUUUCCCCAUGCUCCUCCUUUUCCGUAUGCUCCCCCCUAUCCGCACAUUCCAUUCACCCAUGCCCCUCCUAUGCCGCAUGCUCCCCCAUUUCCAUCUGCACAUGAUCCUCCUUUACCUCAGGCUCCUCAAUGUCAAGCUCCUCCAGAGUGCCUUCCAGGUGCCCAGCCAAGGCAACGUACCUGGAGGCUGAACAAAGCUGCCCAUGAGGAUGAGGAUCUAAUGGCUCGGGGGGAACCGCCACGGAAGAGGCUGAUGAAGGAAAAGUACCACUACACCUGCAAGAAGUGUGGCUUGGACAAAAACAAAAAAACCGGACACACCCAGCUGAAGGGGCGGUGGUACUGUCCAGAGUCAGGACAGACCCUGGAUGACUGGAGGAAGAGUGUAGGCCUUUAGUCACCAUUACUUGUCUCUCUCUCUGUUUGUCGGUCUGUCUCUGUGUUGUUCGUGUCUGUCUCCCUGUCUGAUCCCGACCAAGGCCUCGUAAGCCAGGCCGGUAAGUAUU